This is a messenger RNA of Aspergillus tanneri, 1824 nucleotides long. RefSeq names its product iron-sulfur cluster assembly protein NAR1 (gene nar1). Gene Ontology annotation, molecular function: 4 iron, 4 sulfur cluster binding. The coding region runs from base 1 to 1824 and encodes 607 amino acids. Gene Ontology annotation, biological process: iron-sulfur cluster assembly. The record is from RefSeq and is a predicted model, not a curated record. The transcript has 2 exons. NCBI's taxonomy places the organism in Eukaryota, Fungi, Ascomycota, Eurotiomycetes, Eurotiales, Aspergillaceae. Gene Ontology annotation, cellular component: cytosolic [4Fe-4S] assembly targeting complex.
AUGAGUGCAAUACUGUCCGCAGACGACCUGAAUGAUUUCAUCUCUCCUGGUGUUGCAUGCAUAAAGCCAGUAGAAACUCUUCCGCAGAAGGAGACAGCUUCAGAGAACCCUUACGAAGUAACGAAGGAAGACAAAGUUCUUGCCGAAAACCUUCCACCGGCGCAGAUUUCAUUGACGGAUUGCCUUGCAUGCUCGGGUUGCGUUACUUCCGCUGAGGCAGUAUUGAUCUCAAUGCAGUCUCAUGCGGAGGUUCUGAACACUCUCGAUGCGUAUACGGAAGUACCAUUGAGUCGCAAUCAAAAUAGACCAUCCGUGGGUGCUUGGGACACAAAUGAUAGCCAGAGUCGGAUAUUCGUUGCAAGUAUCAGUCCUCAAGUACGUGCAAGCCUAGCAGCGACAUACGGCAUCACGGGGCAGGAGGCGACGUACAUGGUCGAUCAAUUCCUCAGUGGUCCUCAUGGGUUGAGGUCUGGAGGCAAGCAUGGCAGCGGUUUCACCUGGGUUGUUGACACGAACAUUAUGCGUGAAGCAGUUCAAGUUCUCACGACCGACGAAGUAAUCGAAUCUUUGAAAUCGAACGACCCAUCUACCUCAUCAAGCGAUCCUCUCCCUAAAAAACCAGUCUUGUCCUCGGCUUGUCCAGGAUGGAUUUGCUACGCCGAGAAAACUCACCCAUUUAUUCUUCCUCAUUUAUCCCGACUGAAGUCUCCGCAGGCAUUGACUGGCACUUUUUUGAAGACCGUCCUGAGCAAAACGCUUAAUGUUCCGGUUUCUCGUAUAUGGCACUUGGCAGUGAUGCCCUGUUUUGAUAAGAAGCUCGAAGCCAGUCGGGAAGAACUCACGGACGUUUCAUGGAAUAUCACCAAGGGUCAGUCCUCCUCCGAAUCUAGUGCACCUGUUCGCGAUGUCGAUUGUGUGAUCACUACACGUGAACUUCUCACUUUAGCUUCUUCCCGCGGAAUAUCUCUUCCAUCAUUACCGCUGCAACCCUUACCUUGUGCCUUCUCACCGCGGUUACCUGAUGAGACUCUUGAUGCUUUCUUGUUCUCCAAACAUUGUUUGUCAAAACAAACUAUAGAGACUGGUACCUCUGGGGGGUAUUUACAUCAUGUUCUCUUAACAUUUCAGGCCAAAAACCCGGGCAGUGAGAUUGUAACGCAGAGGGGGCGAAAUGCCGAUGUGGUGGAAUAUACGCUCGUUUCAUCUAAGGGCGAGACUCUCAUGAAAGCCGCCCGUUACUAUGGCUUCAGGAACAUCCAGAACCUUGUCAGGAAAUUAAAGCCUGCCCGUGUGUCAAGGCUUCCUGGUGCAAAAACAGCUGCCGCUUCCGGAAGCGGGAACCGACGACAGCCGAUGUCUCGCAACGCUGCCUCAUUUGGGUCGGGUACUGACUACGCUUAUAUAGAGGUCAUGGCUUGCCCUGGUGGCUGUACGAAUGGGGGUGGCCAAAUUCGUAUCGAAGAUGCUAGAGAGGCUAGCUCAAACUCACAAGCCGUAACCCCGGCAGAUACUGCUAAUGCCUCUUCAAAACCAUCACCCCAUGAACAACGUUCGUGGCUCGCUCAUGUGGACGAAGCAUAUUACUCUGCAGAAUCGGAUACAGAGACUGAAGCCUAUAUGCCCCGAUCGUUGUCUAUCUCAAAAAACGAGACUCGAGUCCAUGGGGCCUUGCGGUACUGGUCAGACCUGAUGGGAAUAUCCCUUUCCAAGAUGGUCUAUACCACCUACCGUGAAGUGGAAAGUGACGUGGGCAAAUCUCAAAAAGAGCCGAAUGACACUAAACGGGUCGUCGAAUUGGCGGGAAAGAUUGGUGGUGGGUGGUAG